GAGACCGUUAUAAUAUAUUAGCGGAGUCGCCAUGUCUCUGCCCCGUCGAGCUUUCUAGGGUUAAGUGUGCUUAGGGCCAAUCAAUCCUUUCAGUUUUGGGUACCUCUUGAAGUAGUAAGUUCCGAUCUGUGUCUGGUUAUUUUUUGGUUCUUCGAUCUUCCUGGCUUUCCCCUUUAUCACUUACAGAGUUGUCUAGAUUCGUGAAAGUUCUGGGCUUUUGCGCCCUGUAGACGCUGAAAUCCAUGGUCAUCUGCAUCCCAUGGAUCCAUCUUCCGUUCAGUCCACUCCUUCAGUCGAAGAAGAUGAGUGGGACACUGAAGGGUUUGUGAUACCAAGCUUGGUAGGAGACUCGAGUAAGCCUGAUGUUCCACAAGUGAAUGACUUGAAACCUUCUCCCAAGAUCGGGCAGGUCAAAAAGGAAGAGGAAAAGAUCUACUUGGGACCACACGGUGCUCCUCCUUCACAAGCAAAGCAGCAAGAGCUGAACGCAAGUGGGCGGAAGCAGCGAUUUAAGCAGAAGUUAAAGGAAGCAGACAGGAAGCACACAGGAUCAGGGCGGGAAAAUAAGGUAGAUAGCUUGCGAGAACUUGUUGGUGGGGGCAAAGUAAAUGUUACCAGGUCAAAAGGUUCCUCAAGGGAUUGGCUCGACCCACAGUGCCAUGAAUCUCAAGUUUGAGAGGUCCGAGUAGAUCGCAUCUUCAUCAAUAAGUGGAAUCUGUUGUACUAGCUUGAGAUUAAAGUCUUCAUUUUCUGGCAUCAGUACUAUAAAUAAAGCUCUUUGUGCGUGUGUGCAGAAGAUUUAUUUGGAGAUUAUGUAUACAGCUGAUGUUGGAAUUGCCAAUCUAUUCAGAAAACUAGGUAUUGAUUGCA
Molecule: messenger RNA, 870 nt
Organism: Macadamia integrifolia
Lineage: Eukaryota; Viridiplantae; Streptophyta; Magnoliopsida; Proteales; Proteaceae
Exons: 3
Coding region: 260-676 (138 amino acids)
Source: RefSeq, a predicted model, not a curated record